This is a messenger RNA of Bipolaris maydis ATCC 48331, 1891 nucleotides long. Its product is annotated as Metallo-dependent phosphatase-like protein. Gene Ontology annotation, molecular function: protein serine/threonine phosphatase activity. NCBI's taxonomy places the organism in Eukaryota, Fungi, Ascomycota, Dothideomycetes, Pleosporales, Pleosporaceae. Gene Ontology annotation, cellular component: cytoplasm; nucleus. The record is from RefSeq and is a predicted model, not a curated record. Gene Ontology annotation, biological process: double-strand break repair via homologous recombination.
ACAGCUACUAAACAACUUCAAAUCGACAUACGAGUACCAUUCUUACACGAAGAAGCCUACAAGAGCAUCUCUAGCACCGACUGAUCCUCUUGGCUGCACGACAACCACGCGCCGCACGCGUUCCGCCACCAGCGAUAGCACCCGCCCCCACUGAAUUCUUCGAGAUAUAUAGCUUUGCAGACACCCACACGUUGCGCCCAUUGUCCCAAUAUCUCUACAUUCGCUUCUCAAAAUACCCUUGCGUGCGCUCAUAGCGCAGAGCCGUCACCAUGAGCGCUGGCGGUAGCGACCUCGACAAGGCCAUUCAGCAGCUCCGUGCAUGUCGUCCUAUUCCCGAGAACCAAGUGCGAGAGCUAUGUUAUAAAGCACGUGAGUUGCUAAUUGAAGAGGGCAACGUAGUGGCAGUUGAUGCGCCAGUUACGAUAUGCGGUGAUAUCCACGGACAGUUUCACGAUCUCAUGGAGUUAUUCCGUGUUGGUGGAGAUGUCCCAGACACAAACUAUCUCUUCAUGGGUGACUUUGUCGACCGCGGCUUUUACUCCCUCGAAUCCUUCCUCCUGCUUCUAUGCCUCAAAGUCCGACAUCCAGAUCGAAUAACGCUCAUUAGAGGCAACCAUGAAUCAAGACAAAUAACUACAGUUUAUGGUUUCUAUGAUGAGUGCCUGCGGAAAUAUGGAAGCGCAAACGUCUGGAGAUACUGCUGUGAAGUCUUCGACUACCUCGCUCUUGGAGCUCUAGUCCAAGGCGCUGCGACGUCCCUCCAAGCCACCGAUGGACCCAUUGCAGAGUCCAGCAACGCGGAAAACAUGCCCGACAUUGACCAGGAUAUCGAGAUUGAGACUUUGAACGCAAGCGGCGAGGUCAUGUACCGCUAUGCUCGCAACUCAGACUCCCACUCGAGCGCUGCGUCGCAAAUGAGCGGGAACUUGGGUUCAUCGUCGCCCGUCUCUCAAACCCCCGGACGCGUUGGCCCGGCAGGCACAGGCGCAACGUCCUCGGCCAAUGGUUCGGCGCGCAACGAUACAGGUGCUAUCCUCUGUGUACACGGCGGUCUGUCGCCCCUCGUUGACUCGGUCGAUAAGAUCCGACUACUUGACCGAAAGCAGGAAGUGCCCCACGAGGGGGCCAUGUGCGACCUUCUUUGGUCUGAUCCUGACGAGAUAGAUGGUUGGGGUCUAUCACCGCGUGGUGCAGGUUUCUUGUUUGGCGCAGACAUCGUCAAGACAUUUAACCACAAGAACGACCUUAGUCUUAUCGCAAGAGCCCACCAACUUGUCAUGGAGGGAUUCAAGGAGAUGUUUGACUCAACCAUUGUAACGGUUUGGUCAGCACCCAACUACUGCUACCGUUGCGGUAAUGUAGCUGCCAUCCUUGAGCUAGGCGAGGACGGUUCCAACGCCGGCUACCAGAGGAGAUCAAACGGAGAUAGAGGUGGCGGUGGCGGAGGCUGGGUUCUCGGCUCCAAUGCUGGGCCCAAUGGCGAGAGGCGCUUAAGCAAUAUGCUCAACGACAACUUCCAGAAGAACAGAGAUGGCCCAGGACGAAGAUACCGCGUUUUUGAAGCCGCGCCCCAAGACUCGAGAGGUAUGCCGGCAAAGAAGCCCGUCGCGGAUUACUUCCUCUAGGACGGGCAAGAAAUGGAUACUGCCGUGGAGAAGGCACAAAUCAGGGACUUGGGGUUGAUGGGUGGCCUACUCGCAAACGACGUUGUGCACAGGUCGCACAAUGCGGCCGCUGAGUAUUUUCUGUAAUAGAAGAACCAGGGGCGUCUGGAGUUUUAUUGUAGCGCAAUUGGAUUAGUCGUAUCAGGGCGCCUUGUAGUGGAUCAAAAGAAGUAGGCAUUGUCGUUAUGGAUACCCGAAUCAAUGAAAUGAACGGAUCAUCAGUCUUU